Amphimedon queenslandica is the source of this 1319-nucleotide messenger RNA. Its product is annotated as probable sphingosine-1-phosphate phosphatase. Gene Ontology annotation, cellular component: endoplasmic reticulum membrane. Gene Ontology annotation, biological process: sphingosine metabolic process. The record is from RefSeq and is a predicted model, not a curated record. The coding region runs from base 88 to 1248 and encodes 386 amino acids. The transcript has 2 exons. Lineage: Eukaryota; Metazoa; Porifera; Demospongiae; Haplosclerida; Niphatidae. Gene Ontology annotation, molecular function: sphingosine-1-phosphate phosphatase activity.
AUCGUUUAAUUUAAUUAGAUUAACUGACUCCUCCCCUUCAUAAUUUUUCUAAACACCACCACACACAAGUCAGUUAAGUCUAUCAUCAUGGCUUCUCCUUCAACGACUCUGAGUGUCUAUCCCCCGAUAUACAGACUAGGCAAAGUAGGGAAAGUACUCCGGGACUCUCUAAUGAAGGCCAUAAUCCGCGGGACGCCAGUUCUAAUGCAAAUACAGUCCUUCCGCUCUCCCUCAGUCACUACUUUCAUGAAAGGAGUCUCUUUCCUCGGAGAGGAAGAAUUCUACACUAUCCUGGUCCCCUUUGUCACGUGGACACUCAAUUUUAAAAUGGGAUGCCUACUUGCCAUUUUGAUGGGGCUUGGGUUUUGCGUGGGCGGGUUUCUGAAGAAUAUAUUGUGCUUGCCACGCCCUCCAUCUCCUCCCAUAGUACCGGCCGACCAUUGUCAUGACUGGAGUUUCCCAAGUCACCACGCGAUUCUCAACGUCACUAUCCCGUGGUACAUAUGGAUAUUCUGCUACACGCGUUUUAAUUGGUCACCGCUCGUCCUCGGGAUCGCAUUCAUGGGUGUGUCAUUCUGGUGUUUUAGCAUACUUUUCUCUCGACUUUAUUUGGGGGUUCACAGUCCGGCCGACAUAAUGGCAGGCGGAAUAAUAGGCUGCCUGUUACUGGUAGGUUACCUACUCGUGGACGAUGUGCUUUUUAAAGAUUUAAUGAGUUCGCUUCAGUUCUCGUUUCUGUGCGUUUUAUUCAUGUGUGCAUUCCUAGCAUUCUUCCCUGAUCCUUAUCCUCGGACUAUCAUCGUCUCAGAGACAGCUGGCAUGCUCUGUGUCUCAAUUGGCGUCAUAGUUGGGGUUUCUUUAAACCGUGCUCUAGGAUUGAAAGCUAAAGCUAGUUUCGAAGAGACCGACCCUCUAUACAUCACGGCUUGCCUGAGGUACUUUGUCGGAAUUGGUGUUGUCCUAUUCUGCAAAUUUAUGUUUGGGAUUGUGACCAAGUUUCUCGUUAGUAACUCGCUGACGCUACUCGGACUUCAGCAUCACUAUACCAGAAUAACCAGUGAUGUACUCCCACCUCUUGUACACUAUUCACCUGAUACUUUCGUCGUAUUAGACAAGCCUGGUGAAAAGCUGAAGAGUUCAAUUCUUCCUCUCAACAUUUAUCUCCCUGUAAAGAUCAUAGUCUACUUUUUAUGUGGGGCCUGCAUAUCUUCGGGAAUGUUCUUUCUAGUUCAUUUAUGUCAAUUUUAAACUAUCAGCACUGAAUCUCUUUCUCUUUCUCUCUCUUUUAGUCAAUAAAGUCCAAAGGACUAUGUACUGAA